Messenger RNA from Chaetura pelagica (chimney swift), 1743 nucleotides. RefSeq names its product acyl-coenzyme A synthetase ACSM4, mitochondrial-like. The transcript has 13 exons. Gene Ontology annotation, biological process: acyl-CoA metabolic process; fatty acid biosynthetic process. Gene Ontology annotation, cellular component: mitochondrial matrix. Lineage: Eukaryota; Metazoa; Chordata; Aves; Apodiformes; Apodidae. The coding region runs from base 1 to 1743 and encodes 580 amino acids. Gene Ontology annotation, molecular function: fatty acid ligase activity; fatty-acyl-CoA synthase activity. The record is from RefSeq and is a predicted model, not a curated record.
AUGAGAACAUUAAUUAAAUCAUGGAUUCCUCGGUGUCUGUGGAUUCUCAAGUCUCCUUGCAGAUCAUUCCAUGGAUGCAAUAAGCUUCUUACAUCUCAGAUUAUUUUGCAUUAUGACUCUAUAAACCAGUGUAAAAAGGAACUGCCAGAAUAUUUCAACUUUGCAACUGAUGUCUUAGAUGAGUGGUCACAACUGCAAAAGGAUGGAAGACGACCAGCAAAUCCAGCUUUUUGGUGGGUAAAUGAUGAGGGAGAGGAAGUGAAGUGGAGCUUUGAAGAGCUGGGAUUUCUGUCUAGGAAAGCAGCUAAUAUACUUUCAGAGGUGUGUGGUUUGCAGAGGGGAGACAGAGUUGUAGCUGUUCUUCCUCGUGUUCCUGAGUGGUGGCUACUGUUUAUAGCCUGUAUACGAGCAGGAAUUGUCCUUAUUCCGGGAACAUCCCAGUUAACAGCCAAAGACAUCUUAUACCGACUCCAGGCUUCGAAGGCCAAGUGCAUCAUUGCCAAUGAUACACUGGCACCUGCAGUGGAAUCUGUCAUGUCCGAUUGCCAGUUUCUGAAAAGCAAGCUAAUUGUAACCAAAGGGAGCAGAGAAGGGUGGCUGAACUUUAAAGAACUCCUAGUGGUGACAUCUGCUGACCAUAAAUCUGUCAAGACAAGGAGUCAAGACCCAAUGCUGAUCUAUUUUACUAGUGGAAGCACAGGCUAUCCAAAAAUGGUGGUGCAUUCCCACAGCAGUUAUGGUAUUGGAUUUGCAACCACUGCCAGGUACUGGAUGAAUUUGACUCCUUCAGAUAUUAUGUGGAAUACCUCUGAUACUGGCUGGGUAAAAGCAGCUUGGAGUAGUGUUUUUGCACCAUGGAUCUCUGGAUCAUGUGUCUUUGUACACAACAUGCCACAGUUUAAACCAGCAGUUGCUGCAGAGACUCUCUCAAGAUAUCCCAUCACUGUCUUUUGCACGGCUCCCACCGCCUACCGCAUGCUGGUCCAACAUGAUCUGAGCAGCUACAAGUUCAUGAGUGUGAAACACUGUCUAUCCGGAGGGGAACCACUCAAUCCUGAAGUGAUGGCAAAAUGGAAAAUCCAGACAGGACUGGAUAUCCAUGAAGCUUAUGGCCAGACUGAAACAGUGACGAUAUGUGCCAAUAUGAAAGGAGUGAAAACUAGACCUGGCUCUGUGGGAAAAGCUGUUCCCCCUUAUGAUGUGCAGAUCAUAGAUGACCAUGGGGCUGUUGUGCCUGUAGGAGAAGAAGGCAACAUUGCUAUCCGAAUUCAACCGACACGACCAUUCUGUCUAUUCUCUGAGUACUUUAAUGAUCCAGAGAAAACUGCUGCCUCCGUGUGUGGAAAUUUUUAUGUGACGGGGGACAGAGGAACUAUGGAUGAAGAAGGAUAUGUCUGGUUUGUUGGAAGAGGUGAUGAUGUAAUUAAUUCUGCUGGGUAUCGCAUUGGUCCAUUUGAAGUCGAAAAUGCAUUAAUACAACACCCUGCAGUCUCUGAGUCAGCUGUUGUCAGCAGUCCUGAUCCAGUUCGAGGGGAGGUAGUCAAAGCCUUCAUUGUUCUGGCUCCUGCUUUUGUAUCACAUGAUCCAGAAAAAUUAACUCAUGAGCUUCAGCAACAUGUCAAGAAGGUGACUGCACCUUACAAAUAUCCGAGGAAGGUGGAGUUUGUUCAGGACCUGCCGAAGACUGCAAGUGGGAAAAUCCAGAGAAAGGUUCUAAGGAACAAAGAGUGGGGAAGAGUAUAA